AUGGAAAACGAUGAUCGGAUCACAUUGCUAAACGAUAUCGAUGCUCUUACCACAAACUACACUAUCAAGGUUAAAAUUGUUAGUUUGUGGAGGAAGAAGAUGAGGGAUAAUGAAAGGGAGACAUAUCGAAUAGAUAUGAUACUGAUGGAUGAAAAGGGUAGCAAGAUUCAAGCUUCUUGCUUGCAUAAGCUAUUUUCAAAGUUUGAGAGGCAUCUUAAUGUUGAUGAAUGCCUUAUCAUUAAACGGCCAUCUCUUGCUGCGAACACUAGAUCUUUCAAGAUUGUUCCUAACAAUCAGAAGCUAUCUUUUUAUUAUCAUACCUUUGUGGAAAAGUGCAAUAUAUGGGAAGGUCCGCAAUACGUUUUCAAUUUUGUUGAGUUUAAUGAUGUUCUUUCUAAGAAAAUAAAAGAGGGUACCACAGUAGAUUUCAUUGGGUAUGUUGGUGUUUGUUAUAACAUUGAGGAGACUAACAAAAAGGACGGUAGUAAAGGGAAACGCCUUAAUCUUAAGCUUCAAGAUCUUGAAGAUGUUCAGAUCGAUUUAACUCUUUGGGACGAUUACGCUAAGGACAUGUAUUCUUACAUGGUUAGCGAAAAGCGUGAAGCACAUGUUGUCGUUGUUGUCCAUUUUGGUGCAGUUAAAACAUACAAAGGCAAAUGGGGAUUUUCCAAUAACUUUGAUGGUUCAAGACUUUUCAUUAACGACAACUUUGAUGACAUGCUAUUGUUCAAGCAAAAGUUUCUUGCAAAACUUUCUGCUUCAAGUGAGUCAAGUAGCCAUGCUGGGUCAUAUAUGAUGUGUUCUGUCGAAGAUGAAUUUUUAAAGAAUGAUCCAAAGAAAGUUGUUGUUGUUGGAACUAUUGUAGCAAUCGUUUCAGAUAAGAUGUGGUAUUAUGAUGGGUGUAACUAUUGCAAGUCAAAAGUUGAGAAAAAGUUUGAAACCUAUGAUAAGGAUGAUGGAACAAGUGAUGUUAGAGAUGCGAAGUUGUAUCAAUGUUCUAACAAGGAUUGUAAUGGAAAAGAAGUUUUCCCGCUGUCCAGGUUUAAAAUACCGGUUCGCGUUCAAGAUUCAACCGGAACUGUGACGCUUACAUUAUUUGACCAUGAGGCGUUGAAGUUUGUUGGGAAAACUACAAAGGAACUUAUUCAAAUUCAGGACGAGUUAUUGAAGACAAAUGAUUUCCCAAGAGAAUAUCCCGUUGAAUUUGAAGAGUUGGUUAAUCUAAAGUGUGCUUUCGUGAUUAAAGUAACUGACUUUAAUAUUGCUAAUGGUGUUGAGAAUUAUGGAAUAUUAGUUGUUACAACUGAUGAUGACAUCUUGGAUAAGCUCAACAAAAAAUUUAAAAUAGACCAAUCUGAGUUGCAAACUUCUGGUGCUGAAGGUUUGAAGGAUGCUGAUUCUUACACUGGGGAUAACACCACACCUGUUUCAAAGGAUUAUGCGGUUGACUUGAAACAAUCAUCUUCUGAUAUGAAGCGUAACCUUGAUGAUGUUUAUUUGAAUGAAGUUGGAUUGGCGUCCUCAGCAACUGAGCAAGCUAAAUGUAAGCGUUCGUUAAGAAAGCUAUAUAUUGAUAAUAAGAAAUCAAAUGCAGUUGCUUUUCCGGAUUAUGUUGUCAGAGCUGUAGAGGCUAAACACAGGCGCAAGUUAAGAAAACUAUCCCUUGAUAGUAAGAGAUCAAAGAUUACUAAAAAAUUCAUUUCUAGAGGUGGUGCUUCAACAUCGUCAUCAUCAACACGAAUCCUUUUAAAUAACAAAGAGAAUUUAACUCCCAAUAUUUCAAUCACAGCCUUUCCUACCGAAUCUUCAACUGUUAUUGGGACAAGUAAUCAUUUAAAUUCGUCCUUUAAUGUAAGAUCUUCCAUUAUUACACAAUCUACUUUGAAGAAGAAAGGAAAUGUACUACAGGAUCAGUUUACAACACCCAACCGUACACCAUUUGCAAACAUAGAAAACACAAUACCAGCAAAUAAUUCUAAUUAUUUGAGUAAUGUAGCAUAUUCAUCUGGAGCGUUUUCAAAUCAGAAUAGAAACAUAAAUGUUUUGCAUGAUUCUUCUACCUCAACACGACGAAUGACGAGGUCAAACAAAGAAAACAUAACACCAACUUCGUGUAUUACAAACAUACGUUCUCAAGUUCAAAUUGAACCGCAGUUUUCUAAUGCUAUGUCUUAUUUGAAUCGUAUAUCAUCGGAUAAUAUUGCAAGCUCAUCAACUUUACCAUUGAAUGAUUGCUAUUCUCUUAAUCCCAGAAUAACCAAUAAACGUAACACAACAUCUUUGACCUCUGAAUUUAGCUCGAUAAAAAAGAUGUCUUCUGGAAAGCGUAGACUUAUUCAUAAACCAAUUGAAAUAGAACCCAUACCAAUGGUUGUUCUUGAUUCUGAUGAUGAAAAUCAUCUUAACGAGGUUGUGUUAGACGCCACCAAAGGCGUAUCUAAAGAUUACGUUGACCAUGGUCAAUCUCUUACGUGUGGUUUAUGCUUUGCAAAGUUAUGGCCAACCGAAGGUGGAAAGGGUCGCAUUACACUUCAAAAGCAAACAUAUAGCUUACGUUGUGGAUAUGGUAAAGUUGAUUUGCCUGAAUAUAAAGAUUCUGAUCCAUCUUAUCAGAUGCUUUUUCGCUGUUUAGAUCAGGAAAGCAAGUUUUUCUUAAAGAACGUAAGACGUUACAAUUCUAUGUUUUCCUUUACUUCAAUGGUGGGAGGAAAAGUAGAUACUGAAAUAAACAAAGGUAAUGCUCCAUUUGUUUAUAGAAUCAGUGGUCAGAAUGCACAUAGUAUGGGUAGUCUUCUUCCUAAGCAUGGAGCCCAGCCAAAAUUUUCACAGCUUUAUAUCUAUGAUACUGAGAAUGAGCUUGCUAAUAGGGAGUUGUUAUUCAGUGAUUCUUCAAGCAAAGCAUCGAUAAGGGCAAAGGAACUUGAUGUUAAGUUUAUAAAGUUUAUUACGAACAUGUUAGAUUCUACAAAUAUGUUGGUUAAAACUUACAGGAUGAGAGAUCGAGACGGUAGGACUUACAAUUUAUCUACGUGUUCUGAAGUUGCUGCUUUGAUAGUUGAUGAACCUGAUCUCAAGAUUGAAAGCCGUGAUAUUAUUGUCGAAAUGCGUUCCGGAGAUCUUAAGCGUAUUAGCGAGUUACAUCCUUCUUAUCUUGCUCUACAGUAUCCAAUUCUUUUUCUGUAUGGAGACGAUGGAUAUAGGAUUAACAUUUCUCAUAGGGAUUUUGGUCCUAAUACAAAGAAGACAAGACCAACUUGUACUAUGAGGGAGUUGUUUGCUUAUAGAAUUCAGGAUAGGCAUAACAAGUUUUCCCUAAUUCUUAAUGCAAGAAGGUUGUUUCAGCAGUUUUUAGUCGAUGCCUACACAAUGAUUGAAAGUGAGAGGCUAAACUACAUACGUUUUCAGCAAAUCAAACUGAGAUCUGAUUCGCUUAACAGUCUUAAAAAUGUUCAAGACGUUGGUCAGAGUGAUUUGAGUCAUACAGGACAACCUGUUAUAUUACCUUCAUCUUUUACGGGUGGUUCUCGAUACAUGAUGCAAAAUUACUUAGAUGCUAUGGCGUUAUGUCGGAAGUAUGGGUAUCCUGAUUUCUUUAUCACAAUCACAUGUAAUCCGAAAUGGCCUGAGAUUGUAAGAUUUAUUGGUGACUCUUCAAUUAAGCCAGAAGACAGACCUGACAUACUUUGUCGAUUGUUUAUGAUGAAACUUGAUGAAUUGAUAAAAGAUAUGAAGCAAAAAAAAAAUUUUGGCGAUAUUAAUGCAGUUGUUUAUACAGUUGAGUUUCAGAAGCGUGGUUUGCCACAUGCGCAUAUUUGCUUAUUUAUGAAAGCUGAUCAUAAGCUUCCUACGGUUGAACACAUCGAUCCCUUUAUAUCAGCUGAAAUUCCUGAUAAGAACGAGGAUCCUGAAUUGUAUUCUCUUCCACAUGAAGUCACUGUAAGUGUGGUCGUUUCUAUUAUGUAG
Messenger RNA from Helianthus annuus (common sunflower), 3963 nucleotides. RefSeq lists its product as uncharacterized. NCBI's taxonomy places the organism in Eukaryota, Viridiplantae, Streptophyta, Magnoliopsida, Asterales, Asteraceae. The transcript is spliced from 21 exons. The record is from RefSeq and is a predicted model, not a curated record. The coding region runs from base 1 to 3963 and encodes 1320 amino acids.